This is a messenger RNA of Racocetra persica, 168 nucleotides long. NCBI's taxonomy places the organism in Eukaryota, Fungi, Glomeromycota, Glomeromycetes, Diversisporales, Gigasporaceae. The record is from the annotation of a GenBank genome assembly.
AUGUUUGAAUCAACAAAGUUGUUCUUGGAAACUGAAUCUCAAAAUUCUUCGUGGAGGAAAAUUCAUCCAACUUUUACGAUCAAAACAUUUUGGAUAUUUGGUGAACAAGGAAAACAUAAUUAUAAAAAUAAACUUUACAAUCGAAUUCGAAAAGUAUCAAUUGAUAAU